ACUGCAUUUAGGAUUGCGGUUGCUACUAAAUCGGUCGUUAAUUAAGGUUGUUUUAUAUGAGACCUAUUUAACCUUGUAAGCUUGGCCAUCACGCAUUCAGUAGGUAUCACCGAGCAAUCCAGAGACUGGUUUGUGCAUUCGCGUCAAUUUCAAUUAACUUUGCAGGCCAAACUUUUACGAUGCUAUGGUUAAUAUUAUUAAUCACGCUAGCAGUGCUAAUAUGGUUUCGAUUCUUAAAACCCAUGAACCAUUUCACCAAAAUGGGAGUCAAGCAAACGAAACCUUGGCCCAUUUUUGGAGAUCAAUGGAGAACGGUGUUUCGGCAAAUGAGCUUCCUUGAUAGUAUUGAAUACUACUACAAUAUGUUUCCAGGUACUCGAUAUUCUGGUUUUUAUCAGUUUAGUAUACCCACUCUAAUUAUUAAGGAUCCCGAGCUAAUUAAGCAGAUAACUGUCAAAGAUUUCGACCACUUCAGUGAUCAUCGUUCAUUCGUAGAUGCUGACGUGGAUCCAUUAUGGGCUGGAAACUUAUUUGCUUUGACAGGUCAAAAAUGGAAAGAGAUGAGAGCUACUCUGAGUGGUUCAUUUACGAGCAGCAAAAUGAAAAAUAUGUUCCAUCUCAUGAACGGUGCUGCUGAAAAUUUUGUUAAUUUUUUUUUAAGCAAAAAUGAAGAACUUAUUGAGGUAGAAAUGAAGAAUACGUUUACCAGAUUUACAAACGAUAUAAUUGCCACAACAGCUUUCGGCAUCGAAGUAGAUUCGCUCAAAUAUCCAAACAACGAUUUCUAUUUAAUGGGAAAGCGGACAACAGAUUUUUCUUCUCUGUCCAGACGCUUGCGAUUUUUCGCAUUCCUGAUGGUGCCUAAACUGACCAAGUUUUUGAGAAUUGGUCUAUUUGACAAAGAAAUAUCAUCUUUUUUCUAUAAAACUAUUAAAGAGACCAUUCAAGUUCGAGAAGAAACAGGAAUCGUUAGACAGGACAUGUUACAUUUAUUAUUAGAAGCAAGAAAAGGAAUUCAACAUGAACAUUCUGAUGCUAUUGAAACAGGUUUUGCUACUGUCAAAGAAUAUACACAGUCUGGUAAAGGGCGACAGUUAAUUAAUUUAACAGAUACUGAUAUAGCUUCCCAAGCAAUGAUUUUCUUUUUUGCUGGGUUUGAUACUAUUUCAACUGCUAUGUGUUUUGGUUCAUAUGAACUGGCAGUUGACAAAGAAAUACAAAAUAAACUAAGAAGUGAAAUAGUUGAAGCACACAGGUUAAAUGGUGGCAAAGUAACCUAUGACUCUUUGCUGAAAAUGAACUAUAUGGAUAAGGUGAUAUCCGAGAUUUUGCGAAAGUGGCCUCCUGCAGGGGCAGUUGAUAGAGUUGUUACUAAACCGUACACUAUUGAACCAGUGAAUGCCGAUGAAACACCAAUCAAUUUAAAAAUUGGAGAUGUCAUUUGGAUUCCAAUUUUUGCAUUUCAUAGAGAUCCGGAAAAUUUUGAAAACCCUACAAAACUCGACCCCGAAAGGUUUUCAGAUGAGAACAAGAGCAGUAUCAAACCGUACACAUAUCUGCCUUUCGGCGCUGGUCCUAGAAACUGUAUUGGAUCAAGAUUUGCGCUUUUAGAAAUUAAGGCUUUAUUCUAUCAUUUGCUGCUGAACUUUGAAAUAGAACCAACUAAAACAACUACAGUUCCUUUAAAAAUAUGUACCAAAUCAUUCAAUCCUUCAGCAGAGGGUGGUUUUUGGUUUGGACUGAAACGACUUAGAAGCAAUUAAGUUGAUUGAAGAAAACAAAUCAAUACUGUUGGUUUUGAUGGGUGCUAUUUGUGUAUGAAAAUAUGUUUUGGAAGCUUGUAAAAUAAUUUUAUUUAGAUUAUAUUCAAUAACUUUUUAUUAUUUGCCAGUUCAACUACCGAUGGUGGCUCUGGGAAACGUCAAAUUACUCGUUGUCGAGUGACAGUUAAGACUUCUCUAUUUCUAGGAGUUGAUGACAUUUAUAACAUAACAUCCUUUUCGAUCUGUUUCUAUUUAUUUAAAAGCUUGCAAAAGUUGAUGAGAACAAAACAAAUCACAAUCACAUGUAAACACCAAUGUGACACCAAUGUCAGUAAAACAUGUGUCAAAUUACUACUUUACUUUUUGUUAUAGUUUCAUCCGCCAGGGAGCGUCUAAACUUUUGAACUCGAGAAUAACAACUUUAUGUUAAACAAAAAAGUGUCAAACAGUGUUUGAUUUGUUUUAGAAUGUUUCGAGCGUUUCGGGUACUACGAUAUUGCUACAAGAAUUAUGUGUUUUUACUAUGCCUUCCCCAAAAAAUAUGCUCCAGAGGUCCUAUACUUUUUUGUUUGUUUCCUAAAGAUGUUUCAUUUGGUAACAACAGAUUUUAAACCCGAUAA
Molecule: messenger RNA, 2383 nt
Organism: Dendroctonus ponderosae (mountain pine beetle)
Lineage: Eukaryota; Metazoa; Arthropoda; Insecta; Coleoptera; Curculionidae
Product: cytochrome P450 9e2
Exons: 8
Coding region: 180-1763 (527 amino acids)
Molecular function (GO): heme binding; monooxygenase activity; oxidoreductase activity, acting on paired donors, with incorporation or reduction of molecular oxygen
Source: RefSeq, a predicted model, not a curated record